AUGGAUUCAAACAAGAUACACGUGCAAGCAGUGCAACUACUUCAACUUGGAGUUGAUAAUCAAACUCAUGCCAUCACUAAAGGACGAUUUCAACUCUUGCAAAAUUACUGGAAUAAAUGCCAGGAGAAUGCCGCUAUCAUUGAGGCAGUAGCAACCGACGCAGACGCGGCACAGCUUCCCUUCUUCAAGAGCAAGCUGCUAGACAAGGCGGAGGUCUCGUACAUGCAAGCCUACGACUUCUUUCAAGAAAAACUCGAGGCAUUCAACGUCGCUUCAAUUUCCAUUCCUGUACCAACGGCGGCCGCAACGACGUCCAUCAACGAGAUCCGAUUGCCGAAGAUCAACUUGCCUUCUUUCUCCGGGCAAUACGUCGACUUUCUUAACGAGUACGAAGAGCUCGGGCAUAUGCAAAAAAUCGAAAACGUGCAACGCUUCUUUCAACCGACGUUUCUACCUCAUCAUCCAGUUAUUCGCGAGGACAAUACUACAACCAAACUUCGUGUAGUGUUUAAUGCCUCGGCAAAUACCUCGAAUAACACUUCUUUGAAUGACCAUCUUAUGAUUGGUCCAAAGUUGCAAGCCGAUCUUCCGGCGAUUAUUCUUCAAUGGCAGUCCAUUGAUUUUCUGCUCACGGAACAAUCAUUCACCAUCGACGCGAUCAAUCGCAGUUUGGUGAAUGUCAAGAAGCUGUCCAAAGCACAGACAACUGUAAUCAAACUGGAGAGCCGAUUGAAGAAGCUUCACGAUCAAUGGUCAUCGUGCAAGGCUAUUCAUGUGAGGAUUCUGCAUGCAGUCACGCCCAAGGAAAAAAGCGAACUUCCAUACUUCGUCAAGGAGGAAUUCUAUGCUGCGGAAGAAACGUAUGACGUCACCGUGGACCUGAUCAACGAAGCCAUCAAAAAGCUAAGUCCAACCCCUCCUACGCAUAAUACGAGCGAUCGAUCGUCUAUUUUUGAUUCCGACACGCGUCGUCCGAUACAUUUGCCGCGCAUUUCAUUGCCUAAAUUCUCCGGCAAAUUUACGGAGUGGGAAAAUUUUAAAGGUAUUUUCGAGUCAUUAGUGACUAAUAACGAUUGUCUGUCAAAUACAGAAAAAUUACACUAUUUAAAAACAAGUGUCACCGGUGACGCAGCGCGAUUAAUAGCGAAUAUUCGAAUUGCGGAUGAAAACUAUGCUGCUACGUGGCAACUGCUAACCGACGAAUACGACAAUAAGUUUGCGAUCAUUCAAUCUCACAUCCAUGCAUUUGCGGAACUCCCGAUAAUGCGAUCGGAAACCGCCGCGGAAUUACGCCAACUUCGCGACUCAGUAGCAGCAUCUCUCGCUGCUUUAGACAGCCUUGAUCGGCCGGUCAAAUCAUGGGAUGAUCUACUCGUUUAUUUGAUAUCACGCAAAUUUAGUUCUAAAACUAAAACCGAAUGGAAUUUAAAAUGUGGUAGCCUGUCGGAAUGCCCGACUUAUAAAGAAAUUCAUGAUUUUAUGACCGUACGCAUCCGUGGACUGACCGAUCAGGGCAUGUCAAUAGAAAAUUCGGCGUCCAAUUCUCGCAAUGGAAAACCGCGCGGUACCGUCAAUAAUGUAAUUACAUUAAACUGCGUUGAAUGUUCCGGAACUCAUUGGCUUUCGAAAUGCGAUAAAUUUCUCGCACGAUCGAUAGAUCAACGAAUUAAUUUUAUCGACCAGAAACAGUUGUGUCGAAAUUGCUUCCGGAAAGGUCAUUCCGCGAACGUCUGUAUGUCACGAGGUCGAUGCUUACGAUGUCAGAAACGACAUCACACGACAUUACAUAAAUUAUUUAAAGCCGAAUCGAAGGAUGACGCGUCUCAGCAAUUACCCGACACGAAAUCAGAGACACUCGUACAAAGGGCGUCUCCCGUCACAGCUACGGUACAAUCCGUAUCGCCGAAAACGCGCUCGCCUGCGAAUAUUCUCCUCGCUACUGCGUGGGUAAUCGUGCGGACACAAGAAGGACGUACUACACUGGUGCGUGCCCUUCUGGAUCAGGGAUCCACAUACAGCUUCAUAAGCGAAUCUUUAUGUCAAACGUUGCGAACCAGGCGUCAACGCGCUAAUCUGCAGAUUCGAUGCUUCGGGGAAAAAUACAGCGGGUCGGCUCGCUCGCGGGUUCACAUAUCUCUCUCUCCAAGUUUCAAUCCGCGAAAAUCCGUCUCGUUAUGGGCAUACGCCUAUGAAAAAAUCACUUCAUACGCUUCCUCUCAGAUCCGGGAAAUAAAUUCAUGGCCACAUUUGCGCGGAUUGCAACUUGCAGAUCCUGAUCCGUCGAGCGCCCACCAAAUUCAUUUACUAAUCGGGGCCGAUUUAUACGGUGCUCUGCUAAUCGGUGACAUUCGUCAUGGCCCGCCUGGGACCCCGACAGCGCAGUCCACUCUGUUCGGCUGGAUACUCUCCGGACCAACAGGCCCCACGGAUGCAACUCAUCCUCCGGCUGACGUUCACAAUUGCGUCGUUGAAGACGACCUCGCUCCCGUCAUCCAACAAUUCUGGACAGACGAGACAAUUUCUGAUUCCAAGCCUCCGCUAACGGAGGACGAACAACGUUGUGAGCAACAUUUUGCUGCAACUCACAAGCGCGACGUACAUGGCCGCUACGUGGUACGAUUGCCGUUUAAGAAUGGCUCACCGCCGAGUAUAGGUGAAUCAUUUCAAAUCACUUCAGUGCUUCACGCCAAAUUAACAAAUCGGCUGUCACGACAGUCUGAAAUUAGAACGCUCUAUCAUGCGUUUUUAGCAGAUUACGAGGAGCUGGGUCACAUGACCCAGAUCAAACCCUCCACUUCUAAUCUUUCGGACGCGGCUUACAUACCGCAUCAUGCUGUCCUUCGCGAACACAGUACCACCACGAAACUACGCGUGGUGUUCAAUGCUUCCUGCCGUACAUCAAACGGCACUUCAUUAAACGACCAUCUUAUGAUCGGUCCAAAACUCCAACAAGAUUUAGCCGCAAUAGUUCUUCGCUGGCGAUUAUUUCAAUACGUGUACACAGCUGACAUAGCGAAAAUGUACAGACAAAUCUCGGUCCAUCAUGAAGAUCGAGAUUAUCAGCGAAUACUGUGGCAACCCCCGGGUUGUGCACAUAUCAAUCACUACCAAUUAAAUACCGUUACAUACGGCACCGCUUGUGCUCCAUAUUUAGCCAUGCGCGUAUUGCAACAACUAAACGAGGAGGACGGGCACGAGUUCCCCCUCGCACAAACGAUUUUUCGCGACUCAAUCUACGUUGAUGAUACUCUCUUCGGCGCGGAUGAAAUCUCCGACGCCAUCAAAACUCGAGAUCAACUCAUUGCGCUCAUGAAGCGUGGCCAGUUUGAUCUACGCAAAUGGACUGCAAACUCUUCGGAGUUGCUGGCAGACAUUCCGCUUGAUAGGCGGCAAUCGGAUCUCGCUAUUAAAAGCGAUGACUCACUGAAGGUGCUUGGGCUGUCUUGGUCGCCGCACACUGAUUCAUUCUGUUUUAAGGUAUCUUCUGGCACCUCUGGUGCGAACACAAAACGCUCAGUCUUGUCGUUGAUUGCAAAGCUAUACGACCCACUCGGAUGGGCGUCGCCCGUAGUAAUUACGGCUAAAAUUUUGCUUCAAGAGCUCUGGCUCGCAAAAAUCGACUGGGACGAUCCGCUCCCCCCUGAUCUUCUCCAGCACUGGAUUUCAUACUAUUCUGAUUUACCCAAGCUCGAAACAAUUAAAAUUCCACGAUGGACAGGUUCGCAUCGAGAUAAUUUAGGAAUGGAACUACAUGGUUUUGCCGACGCAUCAAAGCGUGCGUACGCCGCUAUGGUGUAUUUGCGCGUUCUCAGAUCCUUUGACGACGUUCAGAUUACGUUGCUAUGCGCUAAAACCAAGGUUGCGCCUCUUAAGACGCUCAGUAUCCCUAGACUUGAACUCAACGCAGCAGUUUUACUCAGUCGACUGAUUAAAUGGAUUUAUCGGUCUUUCAAUCUGUCAAACGUUCCUGUGUACGGUUGGACGGACUCCACUGUUACCCUAGCUUGGAUAACUCAACACCCUUCAAGGUGGCGUACUUAUGUCGCCACUCGCGUAUCGGAAAUCCAAACCACUCUUCCCACAAUUAAAUGGCAUCAUGUCAAAUCAGCUGAGAAUCCGGCAGAUUGCGCCUCGCGCGGCUUGUCUGCUACCGAAUUUAUGAAUCACUCUUUGUGGUUUUCUGGACCGUCCUGGCUCCGCACUCAUUCUUCGACGUGGCCAAUUCAAUCGACAAGCAAAGACAUAUCGAUUAACGCUUUACUGGAGGAAUCCUCCUCGGCGUCGGUGCAUCUUACCGACAAUGUCACUACAUGGAAUCUCCCGAACGACAUUUCAACAUGGACAAAAUUGAUACGGGUUACAGCAUAUCUAUUUCGAUUUGUAACCAAUUUACGCAACCGAUUACAGGGGACUUCAUUGAAUCUUUCGUCUUUAGAAGCGGCCGAACUCCAUCAUGCCGAACACUUUUGGCUUGAACAAGUUCAACGCCAACUGUUUUCUUCAGAAUUGUCAGCGUUAAAACGAAAAGUUUCUAUUUCAAAAUCAAGCCGACUAAGCUCGUUACGCCCAUUUCUUGGGCAAGAUCAAUUAAUACAUCUAGGUGGGCGGUUGAAGAACGCUCUGUUGCCCUAUUCGGAAUGUCACCCGAUCAUUCUGGCUGAUCAUCGAAUCGUACAGUUGCUGAUUGCUAAUGCACAUACGGCCGCCCUUCAUGGCGGCACUCAGUUAACGCUUCGCAUAUUACGGCAACGUUAUUGGAUAAUUUCCGCUCGUUCUCAGGUUAGAAAGUACAUUCGAAGCUGCAUUACUUGUGAGCGGCACCGAGCCGUCACCGCAGACCAACUCAUGGGUCAAUUGCCCGAACACAGAGUUGCGCCGUCCGCAUCGUUCACCUGCACCGGCGUUGAUUAUGCCGGACCAAUACCCUUGACCUUGCGGGCAGCGCGCGGUCAAAAGACCAUGAAGCACUACAUUGCAAUUUUUGUAUGCUUCACUACUAAGGCAAUUCAUCUCGAAUGUGUAGAUGAUUACUCGACAGAAGGUUUUCUCGCUGCCCUGUCUCGCUUUACAAGUCGACGUGGGCUUCCAUCCCACAUUUACAGUGAUAACGGCACGAACUUCAUAGGUGCCGACAAGGAGCUGCGAAAUGCUUUCCGCGUUAUUAUUCAGGAUCCUAUUCUGAAAAGUCAAAUUGCCAAUGACCGCAUUACCUGGCACUUCAACCCUCCGGCAGCACCGCACUUCGGCGGGGUAUGGGAAGCCAAUGUAAAAAACGUGAAGUAUCACUUGAAACGCGUAAUCGGUACGCAUGUGCUAACUCGUGUCGAAUUUCAAACUUUAUUAUGCAGAAUCGAAGCGUGCCUAAAUUCAAGGCCAUUGACGCCAAUGUCGGAUGAUGCUUCGGACUUUACCGCGUUGACGCCUGGUCAUUUUCUGAUCGGUCGACCGCUCGUCAGCGUUCCCGAACAAUCUGUAUCAACGAUACAUCUUAACGCACUUAGCAGAUGGCAGCUUGUGCAGAGACUGCACGAGCAGUUUUGGCAUACAUGGUCUCACGACUAUUUGCAUUCCCUCCAGCAGCGAAGCAAAUGGCGUGACUCCAAGCAGAAUCUCGCGAUUAAUGAUUUUGUUUUAAUCAAAAAUAACGUACUCCCUCCUGCAAAAUGGAACCUUGGUCGAAUCGUCCAAGUGCACCCAGGCGCGGAUGGUCUCGUUCGCGUAGUAACUGUUCGUACAGCAACCAGCUUACUUCAGCGCCCUAUUACUCAACUAUGCAAGCUGCCAAUUGCUAACUGUGAUUCUUUAUCGCGCUCUACGACUCAGUCGAUUUCUGUAAAAUAA
Messenger RNA from Nylanderia fulva, 5841 nucleotides. The record is from RefSeq and is a predicted model, not a curated record. Lineage: Eukaryota; Metazoa; Arthropoda; Insecta; Hymenoptera; Formicidae.